AUGGCGGCGCCCUCGGCGCAGGCGCGCAGCCGCCUCGCGGCCUGCCUGCGGGCACUGUCGCUUGGGGCGCUGUUGGCAGCGACCGUCGCCGCUGGCGCCGCCAGUGAGUGCAGCCGCUGGCCGUCCGACCACCAGGGCAGCGACUGGGAGCCCUGCCGCGCCUGCCUGCGGGCGCGUGGACAGAGGCCAGUGGAUGACGCCUCGCGCACGGAGCUCGUCUGGAGCAGGCCCUGCUCGCCUCUGCUCGACGAAGUGCCGGGUUUCAUCUGCAGGCUGUGGGCCGAAAACUGCUCCAUCAGCAACAUUUCCCACGCUGCAUUCGCGCAAGCCCCUUGCCUACGCAGAAUAUCCUUGGCGGCGAACACCAUAUCAGAGCUGGACCCGCUCGUGUUUUCUGGAAACCACGAGCUGCUGGAGCUCUGCUUGCAGAGAAACGGCCUUGUGCUGCGACGGGAGCGGCCUAUCAUCAACUCAACGUCUUUGCGAAUUCUGGAUUUGUCGUUUUGCAACAUUAGUGUAGUGUUUAAUUUAACCUUCAGUGCUAUUCCAAAUGUUAGCAUAUUGAUGUUACGCGCAAAUAAGAUCCAUACCCUCUCUUACGACGUUUUUGCUUCACUUAGCCGUUUAGAAGUAUUGGACGUUUCAGAAAAUGCAAUAACGAGAAUAGACUUUGCAAGCAAACUAAAUUUCAGGUGCUUUUAUGCCGAACGAAAUCCGAUUAAGGAAGUACUUCCAAUACUUGUGAAAUUUCGGUCGAAUGGCUCGUUAGUUUUUUCGCAAACAGUGUGUUGUUGUAAUGCAGCGUCUUGCGACGACAGAUUUGCAAUCCGUUCAGCGAGUCAAUGGAUUUCAAAAUGUGAACAUUGUCACAAUAAGUUUCCAAUUAUUGAACCAACUGAACAGCCUACGUUACUUUCAAACGAAAGCUCAACGGCUGUUAUUGUGAAUCUAAAAUACGACUUCGAUGUAAGAACGCAGCCGAUUUCAACCACUAAUCUCGAGACAAAAAAUACACAAAAGACACAUGCAGCGAAUCUUACUAUAAUUUUGCUGUGCUCUGUAUUUUCGUUUCUGAUUCUAGUACUGACUUCAAUUAUUGUGUGCCUGUUGAAAAAACAAUCGAAACGAAACGUUAAAUCUGAUGUAUUUUUGGCAAGAGUGGUUGUCCCAUCCCUCAUUUAUGGUCAAAAAGAACAAGUAACAGAUUUGGAUGAAGAAUCGUGUUCUUAUCUAAGCGUAAAUCAUGUUUAUGAAGUAAUUCCAGAAUAAACUAUUUUGAAAGUUUUAUUUCUGAGAAACUUAAAUAAUGUAAAAAAGUAAAAUUAAACAGUAAAUUAAAAAUAAACUAAUG
This is a messenger RNA of Gryllus bimaculatus (two-spotted cricket), 1351 nucleotides long. The record is from the annotation of a GenBank genome assembly. NCBI's taxonomy places the organism in Eukaryota, Metazoa, Arthropoda, Insecta, Orthoptera, Gryllidae.